UGAGGGCAAACACACCCUCAAGUUGGACAAGUAUCCGCGUCUCAUUGACUUCCUGCUGGCCCAUGCUGGUGUCUUCAACCAUUCAUCAAUGCGAGAACUAUUUGAAGAGGUAUACGGGAAAAUACGGAAAUAUUCUCUGCAACACUUCUGGCCAGAUGCACUGGCAGAUUUGGACUUACGUGACUUGGCAGAUGAAACUCUCUUCCCUACAAAAAAACCCAAGGUGAAAGAAGUGAUAUGUGAAGCUGACAGUAAAGCAGGAGGACUGGCGGGUGCCAGCUAUAUCAGUGAUAGACCAUCACGAAGUAGCAGUAGGUGUAGUGAGAGACUCAUAGUUAAAAAUAGUGGUGAUGAGGAAGUUCUGGAGAAGAUGGACACAGACAUUUUGCCUCGCAAAAUUGAGGAGGACAGAGAAGGAAUGGUGGAUAGUGCUACAAGCAUGGAAGUAGACGUAGAUCUGGUUGCAGGUGUGUGUGUGUCAGAAAAUGUGGUGAGAACUGAGACAAAGCAGGCGUUUUAUGAGGAGAGAGAAGAUGGACUCUUGUAUGAGGUGGACCGAAAGGAAAAAUCAAAGACUGAGAGUAGCAUUAAAGCUCUACUGAAGGUUGAACCAUCGGAUUUGGAAUUAUUCUGUUUGGGAAGAUCGUUUGGGACACAAGAUUAUGUUGGUCAGAGAGUGUUGCAGGUGGCCACGAUCCUUCGCAACCUAAGCUUCGUAGAAGAGAAUGUGGUUGUUCUGGCACGCAACGUGCCAUUCCUUCGUUUCUUGCUGCUCUGUGCAGGCUCACGAUGGAAUUCUCUGCAUCAGCUGGGUCUGGACAUGCUAGGCAAUGUUGCCCAUGAGGUGUUGAUGGAGGAUCCCAGUACAGAUCGUUUAGCUGCCUGUUUGUUGAAUUCAGUGACUCAUGGCCUACAUUCCGAGGAUCGGCUCAUCGUUCUGUCAUGCCUUGAGGUGCUCAAUAAGUUGAGUCAGAAAGAUGAAAAUGAAGAUAUAAUGCUACGUUGCCUGGACCAGCGUGUCUAUGACCAACUGUGCAGCUUCCUCACACUUCACGACAUCAUGCUUCUCAUCUAUACACUCGAGUGCCUGUACUCGCUCUCGUCGCUGGGUGAACGUGCUUGCAACUGUAUUGUUCGCGUUCAUGGGGCCAUCGAAACACUCGUAUCGCUCAUCACAGUUGAGGCACAAAGUUAUGGACCAAAGGCAUGCAUCCUAAUGCGUGUGGUGGAGACUGUGUCUGGGAUGCAAGCAGGUUCCACAACAACCACUACUACCACAACGACAAAUGCCAUGGCUGCUGGGACUCCAAACCCUAACCCUCCUGCACCUGUUGUAUCAACUCCAGCGCGUCCCCCAGCUGCAACCACUCCCCACCGACAGCCAGCACCACAGACCACACAUCCUGCUUUCUUACAAGGAGUGGUGAUUGGUGCUCCCCAGCCAGCAGUUGCUACACCAGUGUCAUUGACAAUGGCGCAGACGCCACAGCAGUAUCAGCAGCAGCAACAUGCCCAUCAGCAGGCAGCGCAGGAGAAUGAACAGUUCGCUCUAGCGUGGCUGCGUGCCACAUACGAACCAGCCACUGGCUGCCGCAUCGAGCAGGCAGAGCUCUAUAAGCAGUACUUGACUGCAUGUUCUAAGAUCGGUCGGCGUGGUGUUAUUGCCCCCCUUCACUUUCCCCGCUGCGUCAGGUCAGUGUUUGGAGGGACUGUUGGACCCAACCCUCAGAAGCAGUCGAUUGGUGUCAGUGGGAGUGUUGACCAGCCAGGAACCACCAACCUGAUGUUCUACGAGGGUAUAAAGGUGCGAGCAAAUCCGUUCUCAGUCCCUGUAUCAGUGUCCGCUACUGUUCAGCAACCACCGUCUCCACAGCCAGCACCAGCAGUUUCUGUGCAGCGCAAGGGUCUUAAUGUUGUGACCAAAACUGUGACCCCUCCUCCACCCACCACUUCUCCUGCACCCCAAGCCACAUCCGAUAUUUCUGCAACUUUAGGUGAUGCCUCACUACCCCUUGCCCCUGCACCGGCCUCUCCCAUCCUCAAAGCUCAGUUGAGUGCUCCACCGAAACAAAGAGAGACUCCAAAAGGGGACACAAAGAGUCAGGUGUUGGCUCAUCCCCACUUGACCCAAGCCCUGUUGGGAAGCAGUGGGGCCUCCCCAAAUCCUGCUACUGGUGGUAAGGCGUUGGCGGGAUCCAAUAAGGAAGUGGCAGGGGCUGGCCCCCCCACAUCACUCAUCAAGAGCCUACUGGCUACCAAGGUAAACGCUGCCGGCAGUGAGUGCAUGAUGUCCCAGUCUGCUACUGUAGCAGCGAGUAGCAUGAUGCCUGCCGCGUGCUGUACUACCACUACUACCACAUCCACCAAGCAGCCGCCCCCAGCACCGCAGGUCACACAGCGCCAACAGCAGCAACGACUAUUGCAGCAACAGCAACUGCAAUCUCACAAGAUGGAUUCAUCCUCACCACCACCUUUACUUCCACCCUCUACAUCAAACAGUGUUCAAGGCAAGGGUGUGGCAAGCAUAACCUCCAAGAUCAAAUCCACAACUGCUGUAAUAGCUACGACCACCGCUACAGCAUUAAAGAGUCCUGAUCCUCGUCAAAGAGCUUCACGCAUCAAUGGGGCCAGGACACCUCUUCAGGUGCAAUCGCAAACUGCGCCAUUGCAAUCACAGACACAGAUGGAACCAUUAAGGGAUACAACUGGUGAGGGCAGCGGUAAUGGCUCCUGCUCCAUGGCUGCCAACACUACCACCACUACUACUACUACUCAGUGUGUGGCAACUCCAGGAGUUAUAAUUCAAGUACCAACUAGACUGAUCGCAGAAAACCAUGUUCCUUCUCCAGCCCUGGCAGUUGGAGGUGGAAAUCUUGCCCUGAGGGGUCGCCGAGAGCCCCCACAGCCACCACCUCCUCCAUUAGCUCCUCUCAGUAACUCCUGUCCGCCCUCCAGACUGGAUGUUGAGGACUCUGACUCGACAGGUAACAAUUCUCUUGCAUCAAGCAGCAGGGAUUGCAGCGGCACAUUUGCAGGCAACAUCUCGUCCACGGAUGAUGGCGAAAAUUCUCUUACAAGUUUUGAAGGCCUCUUGCUUAAUGGCAUCCCUCAUUCACUCGAUAUUGAUGCUGCAUCGAAUGACAGUAGCUCAAAAGAUUCAGCACGGAGCUCCCUGCAACAGCAAAAUCCUAAACCUGCAGGAACCAAGAGUCUCAUGUUGGCAGACCUAUUAGAAAAGAAAGUAGACAAGAAGGAACCUCCAAUACUGAAUGGUGUCCUUGGAAAAGAACUUCGUAUUGGUGAGAAGGGUUUGGAACUAGUGGAAAACCAUCUCGAGAAAGUGUUGAAAGAAAGUUCCAUCAUGCAGGCAAAACCAGUUGAUGUUAAGGAAUCCUCAAAGAAUGUAGGAGGUAUUAGUGAUAUUUGUAGUGAAUCCAUUGGUGUUGUUAGGACAGUGGGACAGGUUUCUAAUAAUCUGACAAGUGUUUCCACUAUUGAAAAAGGAAAUACUGCAUUUAAAACAGUAGGUAUUGGUACAACUGAUGAGCCCCUCAUGGGCAACUCUGUUUUGACCUCCAGUGAACAAGUGAAGUAUGGGGUAGUGACUCAACAGACACAGACUGUUCAAGCAUUGAAACGGCCAGCCCCAGAGAAUCUUGGACUGGAGGAUGGGAUUCUGGAAGCAAAGCAGCAACGUCUGUCCACAGAGUCUGCAAUGAAUGGGGCAGCCUCUCCUGGACUUAUUAUGGCAAGCAUAGAACAGAACCCAGCACCCCUGUCUCCAGGUUCAACAGAUAAAUCCACGUCAUCAAGUGCAUCAGCUGAUAACACUGAAGUUGUAAAUGCAUCGCCAUCAGCAGCAAAUCUGUAUGCAGCACUGGCUGCCUCCGCAUUGGAAGACGAGCCUGACCUUGAAUUGCCACCACCUCCACCAACACAAGUUCUAGUACAGAGUGCCAGUGGCCUGCGGCAGGCUGUGUUUUUGGGUCAGGGCGUUGAGUCAGGCUCACAGCAACAGCUGAUAGUGACGGCUGCACCAAGGCAGAUCAUCGUAUCACAGGGACAGCUGCCACCACAAGGCCAGGUCCUGAUCACAGCAGGAGGUCAGCUCACUCUGCAGCAGGGAUCUAAUGCAGCCACAGCCACCAUCAAGACUCCUGCAGGUCAUCAGGCAGUACCUGUUCUAGUACAGACAGGAGGUAGUGCAGCUCAGAGGGCCCAGAUAUCUGCAGUGACCCAUUCGCAGGGAGCACAGCUGGUACAGACUGGUCAGGUGGUGCUCUCACAGUCUACUUCCGGCCAGUUCAUCCUUUCUCAGGCCCCAGCACAAGGGCAAGUCCAGUUGGUCCAAACAGGUAGCAGCCAGGCAGGCCAGUAUAUCGUGUCUGCAAGCAGCAGUUCUGGUCAGACUCAUUAUGUGGUUGCACAGCCCCAGACAGCACUGGUACAAGGUCAGACACAGACGGUACUGGUGGCACAGACUCCGCAACAGCAGGGCACAGGCGCCAAAACCAUCAUCAUCCUGCAGCCCCAGAGCUCUUCAGCUGCCACUCACCAUCAGAAGGUGGUUGUCACACCACAGGGCCAACCCGUUGUUGUGACGCAGGUUCCACGGCCUAUCCUGCAGAGCCCAGCAAUCUCCAAUCCCCCUCCUCCCUCCAUCCCUCCUCCAGCACUUGUGCCGACUUCAAAUGCCCCUCCUCCACCCCCACCAGCUCCUGUCUCUCCAUCUCCUCAGCCUGUGAAGCAUGUAAGUACUGCCACUGUGGCUACGUCAACCAAUACAGUCCCUGUCCAUAUGCCUUCCCGUGUUGCCUCUACUGGCACGUCAACUAGUCUACCUCCAUCUCAACCACAAACCAGGGCUAUCACUCCAACAAACUCAUUGACCACCACGCUGGCUCCAGUCUCUCCGUCAUCAGUAACUGCCACAAAAACAUCAGCCAAACCGCCUCCCAUUCAUCCCACAGCUGUGCCUGCAGUUCCAAGACCGCCACUAUCUCCAUCACCCACUGCUCUUAAUUCACCAAGGGCCACCCUUGUUCAGCCACCUAAACAAACAAGAACUUUACUAAAUACAAGGCCACAGUCAUCAAGUACUCCUAUAAUUGAAACUAUUUCAGAUAAGUCCACAGUCCAGAGUGUACGAAGUACAAAGUCGCCGUGCCAGCCAGCCCCUUCACAGACAAGACUGACAACAGCAGGGUCCAUUAUGGAUCAGGCAGUCUUCUUGUGUGAAUGGAGAGGAUGUAUGCGGAGCUUCAAAUCUGCAAAUGAGGUCUACAUGCAUGCAUGUGAAGCACACUGCCCAUUGGGCAGUGAGGAAAUCCAAUGCCUGUGGGAACGCUGCGAUGCCAUGAAGCGAAAGCGCUUUUCCCUCAUGACACAUCUGUAUGAUCGACAUUGCAAUGCUGAUGUUCUGCGUAUGAUGGCAGUACGUCGUCGGCAGCUUUCUCAGAGUGGGAGGAGUGAAAUUCCCCCACCCCAGCCUCCACCUCCGCAUCCUGGAUAUGCCCCAAAUGCAGCCUUUCAUGCUAUUAAAAGGCAUGCACUUGAGUUUGUCAACCCCAAAGAGAUGAUGAGGCCUGCUAAGCCAGGGCCACCUGCGACUAUUCCAGCUCGGACUGGCCCAAGCCCGCCCGAGCAGGAGCAAGGAGGGAAGGAUGAUAAUGAGGGCCCUGUUACAAAGAGCAUCCGACUGACAUCUUCACUUAUUCUGCGUAACCUAGUCAUCUAUUCUACAAAUGGAAGAAGAUUUCUACGAAGUUAUGAGCCCCACUUGGCCAGUGUGGCAUUAAGCAAUGUGGAAUCAUCGCGAACAAUUUCCCAAGUACUGUAUGACAUGAACCAGCAGACAAGUCAGAGGUGACCCAAUUAGGUUUAGCAAAGCUGAUGAAAGGAGCCAUAGUGGUGGUCACAUGGAACAAUGUCUCGAAUUGUAGUGCGUGCCAGUGUCAGUGUCAUGAAGAAAAGUGAAUGCAGUAGGAAUGGCAUUUUCCACCAAGUUAUCUGAUCUGGUGUGCAUUGCUCUUAUCGUUGUAUAUUUAUUUUCGCAGUACCCCAGUCUCUUGUAGUGAUUCUGAACUGUUGAAAAAUGUACAAAUCUUAAAUGAUCGAUGUAUUGAAAUUUUUUAAUGGAGAAGCAAGCUUAUUAAGGUUGUUGGACAACUUUUUAUGAAACACAUAAUUUAUACAACUAGGCUUUGAAAACUGUUGUCAAAAUGCAGGUGUAAAGAGUAACUGUCUCUCUCUCUCUCAGCAGUGUUGUAAAUUAUUGUUGUCAUUUUCUCUGAUCCGCACUUAACUCUAGGACGGAACAACAUGCUUUUACAUAUUUUAAGGACUUCUUAACGUUGGAAGUUCUGUUUGUUUUUUUACAUGACUUCUUUGUUGCAUUACCCAUGGAGAUAAAUGUGCAAUUCUUUUUUCUAAUAUUUAUUGGCAAAAAAGUGAUGUAUAUGCAAACAUUGUAUAUAAUUUCCCAUCGCAUGGGCAAUUCCUAUUAGAGCAACUCUGGAUGUGGAACCCGUGUCUGUUUCAGAAAUUGUAAUGUAAGUGUCAUAGAGUAACUAGUAUUUUUUUGUGUAUAGGAAACCGGAGGAAAAAGAAUGUGCACAUCAUUUUAGUGAACAAUAUAAAUAUUGUUACCGUGUUUAAAUUUGAUUUCAUCCACCUGGACCUUGUGCGAACAGUGGUAGCUUCAUCAUGACUGACUGAAAAUUGGCCCAGUUAUAAUUGGUCUUCAGUAAUCAGUAUUACAAAAGGAAACCAUAAGAGUUGGAAGACAGCAAGAUCAUUCUUAUUUUUUUAAUCAGGAGGGUUGAAAUCUUUACUUUUGUUUGAAUUUAAUUCUUGUUUUCAGAUUAGAAGUAUUGAACUCAUUUAGACUGUUUAAACACUAUCAUUUUUGGAAAUCAGAAAAUAAUAUCAUUCCAUGGCACAAGAUGCACCUCCAUCCCAUUUAGUAUUGGCCCCAAUAUAACAAGGCAACAAACAGAUUUAUGCUGCACCUAGGGAAAAGAAUGCAAACCAGUCCAGCCACAUGUACCAUACAGGUUUCUGUCAGUACUGUAUUCAUGGUCUAUUUUCAUGUGCUUUUUUUGUCAUUUUUUGUAUGAAAAAAAGUAGAUACAUUUAGGAAGCACUGUACAAUGUUCAUAAAAAAACACUUUCAGAAAUAAAUAAUUGCAUUUA
Molecule: messenger RNA, 7194 nt
Organism: Cryptotermes secundus
Lineage: Eukaryota; Metazoa; Arthropoda; Insecta; Blattodea; Kalotermitidae
Product: AT-rich interactive domain-containing protein 2
Exons: 15
Coding region: 89-5869 (1926 amino acids)
Biological process (GO): regulation of DNA-templated transcription
Cellular component (GO): SWI/SNF superfamily-type complex
Molecular function (GO): DNA binding
Source: RefSeq, a predicted model, not a curated record